Pistacia vera is the source of this 1603-nucleotide messenger RNA. Its product is annotated as linamarin synthase 2-like. The transcript is spliced from 2 exons. Bases 89 to 1552 code for a protein of 487 amino acids. Gene Ontology annotation, molecular function: UDP-glycosyltransferase activity. The record is from RefSeq and is a predicted model, not a curated record. Lineage: Eukaryota; Viridiplantae; Streptophyta; Magnoliopsida; Sapindales; Anacardiaceae.
UCUAUAAAAUACCAUAACAUUUCUAUAAGAAAACCUGCACUGCCCUUCAUACCUAAUUGAAUCUGCUUACUUCAUCUCUUCAUUCAAGAUGGGUUCGAUUGAUCACCAAACACCAACAAAGCCUCAUGCAGUACUAAUUCCAUACCCAGCACAAGGCCAUGUUACUCCCAUGAUGCAAUUAGCCAAACUUCUACAUUCUAAAGGCUUCCAUAUUACGUAUGUUAACACUGAGUUCAACCAUAAACGUUUGAUCCGGUCCAGAGGAUCAAACGCUCUCAAAGGCCUACCUGAUUUCCAAUUCAAAACCAUACCUGACGGAUUGCCGCCGUCUGAUCGCGAUGCCACUCAAGAUAUUCCAGCCUUGUGCGCUUCGAUAAGAAAAACUUGUUUGACUCCAUUUGUGGAGCUAAUAUCUAAGUUAAACUCAUCAGGAGAAGUGCCCCCAGUUACUACUAUAGUUUCUGAUGGAGUCAUGACAUUUGGUAUUAAAGCUGCGGAAAUACUUGGUUUACCGGUAGUUACAUUAUGGACUGCCUCAGUCUGUGGCAUGUUGGGAUAUUUGCAGUAUGCCGAACUUGUCGAAAGAGGCACAGUUCCAUUUAAAGAUGAAAAGUUUCUCACGGACGGCACUCUUGACACACCUAUCGACUGGAUCCCGGGCGUGAACCACCUACGAUUAAAGGACUUGCCGAGCUUCAUGAGAGUCACUGAUGUUAACGACAUCAUGUUUGAUUACUUGGGCACAGAAUCACAGAACUGCCUGAAAUCUUCCGCAAUCAUAUUUAACACAUAUGAUGAAUUUGAGCAUGAAGCUUUAGAGUUUAUUUCUUCUAAAUUCCCUAGAAAUAACAUGUAUACAGUAGGUCCACUUCCCUUGCUUUGUAGGCAUUUGCCGGAAACCAACCAUUUCAAGUCAUUUAGAACAAGCUUGUGGAAGGAAGACUCGGAAUGUCUAAAAUGGCUUGACAAACAAGAACCCGAUUCAAUUGUUUAUGUUAAUUACGGUAGCAUUACUGUAAUGUCGGACGAGCACCUGAAAGAAUUCGCCUGGGGUCUUGCAAAUAGCAAACACCCGUUUUUAUGGAUUCUUAGGCCUGAUGUGGUGGAGGGUACUGACGAUUCUGCGAUCUUGCCUCAAGAAUAUUUUGAAGAGAUAAAGGAUAGAGGGUUAAUAGUAAGUUGGUGUCCGCAAGACCAAGUGCUUUCUCACCCUUCAAUUGGGCUAUUUUUAACACAUUGCGGGUGGAAUUCUACGAUUGAAACUGUAAAUGGUGGUGUUCCUGUAAUUUGUUGGCCUUUCUUUGCUGAGCAGCAAACGAAUCGUCGAUAUGCAUGCACAACUUGGGGCAUGGGCAUGGAAGUCAAUGAAGAUGUGAAACGUGAUGACAUUGAGGCUCUUGUUAAGGAAAUGAUGGAAGGAGAGAGGGGAAAACAAAUGAGACAGAAGGCUCAAGAAUGGAAAAAGAUGGCUGAAGAAACUACGGAUAUUGGAGGAAAAUCUUAUAAUAAUUUUAAUAGAUUGAUUAAGGAGGCUUUUCAUCAUCAUAACUAGCUAUAAUAUAAGGGAAGCAAAGGGCGGCAUGCUGAGGAAACUAAACGAUUC